AUGGAGGCGAAGUUCCUCAAGCUCCGCCAGGAGCGCGAGGAACAGCGGCGACAGCGCUCGAAGGAAACUGGGGCCAUCACGCUGCAGCGCCAGCAGUACGAGGCGGAGGCCGAGCUGCUGGAAGCGGAGGUCACGCAGCUCCUUCAGGAGGGCAAUGUGACUGAGUCGCAGCAGCGCAUCGACGCACUACGGACACUGGUGCAGGACACGUCCAACAGCAUCUCUCUUACCGCGCACGAAAUGGCGAAGGCAAACGUCAUUCUCGCUCGUCUGCAGCAACUCGUAGAUGAGAAGCGCAGCGGCGCAGCGCCGAAGAAGUUCAAGUUUUCCUCGCGCCUCAAGGCGAAGCCGACGUCGGAUGCCGAGCCCACCACUUCUUCAUUAUCCCCGACGGGUACAUCCGAUACGAAGGAAGCGACUGCGACGGCUACCGUGUCGGUUGCAGGGACUGUUAGCAGCACCAACGGCUUUGGCAAUGUCCACGGACCCUCCACGGGCACGGACCUCUUCAUCAGCCAUUCGAAGAGCAUCUUCGUCAACGGCUGCGCCGACUGUGACAUCUACUGCCUUCCCGUUGCGGGGUCCGCCUUUCUAUCAAACUGCACCAAUUGUCGUGUAUACGUGGCGUGCCAUCAGCUGCGACUGAAGGGCUGCACAAGCCUCGAUCUCUACGUGUGGUGCGCGUCUACUCCGAUCAUUGAAGAGUGUGACGCGAUGCGCUUCGGGCCGUAUCGGUGCUGGCUAGGCCUGCUGAGCUCGUGCACUGAGGAUGGAAAGACGUACGCCACGCAUGCGGAGUGGGUUUCUAGGGUCGGCGAAAUCGAAGAUACAGCGCGGACGGAGCAGAACUACGUCAAAGUGGACGACUUUCAGUGGGUGAAGAAGAGCGCGAGUCCUCACUGGCGUGUGCUCGCCAGAGAGGAAGAAAGGGCGAGCACCACCGUUUUCGGGCCCGCGACCCCGCCUUCAUCCUGA
This is a messenger RNA of Leishmania mexicana MHOM/GT/2001/U1103, 975 nucleotides long. RefSeq lists its product as hypothetical. Gene Ontology annotation, cellular component: cytoplasm. The transcript has a single exon. The record is from RefSeq and is a predicted model, not a curated record. Gene Ontology annotation, biological process: tubulin complex assembly; post-chaperonin tubulin folding pathway. The coding region runs from base 1 to 975 and encodes 324 amino acids. Lineage: Eukaryota; Euglenozoa; Kinetoplastea; Trypanosomatida; Trypanosomatidae.